Messenger RNA from Amphiprion ocellaris (clown anemonefish), 3187 nucleotides. It is a transcript of the gene lrrtm4l2, whose product is annotated as leucine rich repeat transmembrane neuronal 4 like 2. Gene Ontology annotation, molecular function: protein binding. Lineage: Eukaryota; Metazoa; Chordata; Actinopteri; Pomacentridae. The record is from RefSeq and is a predicted model, not a curated record. The transcript has 2 exons. Bases 311 to 1936 code for a protein of 541 amino acids.
AGACAGAGAGAGAGUGAGGGAGACUCUGCAUGGAGUGGAGGAUCGUGCAUCAGUCCAUUGGCGCUCAAAUGGGUAAUUGCGCACACAGCAGCCUGAACUAUAGCGGCGACUCCAACUACGACCCAAGAGUGAAUCCGUCCUGUUUCUGAGCGCCAUCCGCAGAUGAGCGGCUUUUGGAGCGCUGCGGACAACUUGCAUUUUGCUUGUGCAAGUGAUGCUCAGUAUGCGGACCGAUCCUGAAGCUGCAUGAACUGCGACUGAGAGCAGUUUAACGCGCUCCCCUGAGGAUUACUCCUUCCCUCAGUUAACGAUGGGUUCCGUGAUGUUGGACUGGAGGUUAUCAUGUCUUCUUCUGCAUGCAGCCGUUUUGCUGCUGCUCAGCAAGGGGGAGAGGAUGUGCCCUGCCAGUUGUCGCUGCGAGGGAAAGAUUGUUUAUUGCGAGUCUGGCGUCUUCCAAGACGUUCCGGAAAACAUCACCACGGGAUGCCAAGGUCUGUCUCUGCGUUACAACAACCUGCUGGUUCUGAUACCGUACCAGUUCGCUCAUCUCAAUCAGCUCAUCUGGCUUUACUUGGACCACAACUCCAUCAGUGCCAUCGAUGCUUUAGCCUUCCACGGCGUGCGCAGACUUAAGGAACUGAUCCUCAGCUCCAACAAAAUAAGCCAUCUGCACAACAACACAUUCAGUGCCAUACCAAACCUGAGAAACCUGGACUUAUCCUACAAUCAGCUGCAGUCUCUGCAGCCAGGACAUUUCUACGGCCUGCGCAAGUUACAGAAUCUCCACCUUCGAUCUAAUGGGCUGAGGCAGAUCUUCAUCCGCACAUUUCUGGAAUGCCGCAACCUGGAGUUUCUAGAUUUGGGUUACAAUCGCUUGCGGAGCCUCACCCGCACAACAUUCUUAGGGCUGUUUAAGCUGAAAGAGCUUCAUUUAGAGCACAAUCAAUUUUCUAGGAUUAAUUUCUUUAUUUUCCCACGCCUUAGCAACCUCCAGGCUCUUUAUUUGCAGUGGAACCGUAUACGAUCUAUCAAUCAAGGCGUGCCAUGGACUUGGCAAAAACUUCAGAAAUUGGAUCUUUCAGGGAAUGAGAUCCAAAUCUUGGACCCAGCUGUUUUCCAGUGUAUGCCGAACUUACAAAUCCUGAACCUUGAAUCCAACAAGCUGAGUAGUGUGCCUGUGGAGGCUGUAGCAGCUUGGACCUCCCUGACCACCAUCAGCCUGGCGGGAAAUGCUUGGGACUGCAGCCCCAGCAUCUGCCCUCUCAUGGGAUGGCUCAGAACCUUCAGAGACUCCAAAGACAUCACCAUGAUAUGCAGCAGUCCCAAGUCUGUGCAGGGCGAAAGAGUGGUGGACGUCGUGAGGAACCACUCGACAUGCAUGGACAUGUCAAACGUGUUCUCAACCACAGCUCUCAUCACUCUAAGUUCAGUUCAGUUUGUGAACUUCACAACUGGCACAUCUUCUGCCGAUAUUACCGACCCGACUCGUACCGAGUCACCUGCACAGAGAUUAACCACCUCAUCUGUCCGUCCUGUAGGAACUGACAGAAAGACAGCAGAGUCCACAACGAUGAGCUCUACAUCCCACAUCUCUCCUGAAACCCCCACAUCAUUAAUCCCAGAGCUACCAUUUGAACAUAUGGCUUUCCAUAAAAUUAUUGCGGGCAGUGUAGCUCUGUUCCUGUCAGUGUCAUUGAUCCUUCUGGUUAUUUAUGUCUCGUGGAGGCGCUACCCCAACACCAUGAGGCAGCUGCAGCAGCACUCAGUCAACCAUAAGCGCAGGAAAAAGACCCGCAAGCAAGAGCAGGAUCUUAACUCUCAGUUGCAAGAGUACUAUCUGAGCUACCACUCAAACUCAGAGACAAUGGACUCCUUGGUGAAUGAGCCGAGGCCUUGCACGUGCACUAUAUCAGGAUCAAUAGAAUGUGAGGUCUGAGCUGCCCAUUCCACCUUAAGAGACAUAAAGUGCAAUUGCUAAGCAGAGGUAAAUGGUUUUUUCCACAAGAUUAAGUGGUUUUAUCUCUAAUAUGAGAUGAUAGAUUCUGCAGCACUGAGAAAAAUACUGGGGGGCAUAGUACAAUAUAAUUAUGUGCACAGAAAUGAAGAUUGGAAUGGAGAGAUAUAUUUGGAGAGAGCUCAUUAUCACCCUGACCAGCACGAGAAGCGUUGUGGGGUCAGCCGCGUUGGCUGUGUAUGAUCUAACUUAACGACUGGACCUCUGCUACAGUAAAAGUCAGCUCUGUAGAGAGACUGACCUUAUUCUUAGUCUUAUAUCGCCAUAGAACAUAUGAGCCAACAAAGCCACCUUUUUACUUGCUAGGUUUUUUUAUUUGUGUGUUGUUUUUUUUUUUUUUUAUUAUGUAGCUUGUAAAGCCUUUAGGAUGUAUGUGAGUGUAUGUGUGGGUACAAGUGUUGCAGGGAUGAGCUGAUAAUCCCCCGGUUUACUGACAUCUGGUUGGAAGAUUUACGGUGUUGCACCUUAAUCUCACAGAUAUUAUAUGUCCAAUUGAAUUAUUUGGGAUUUAACGUACUAGUGCAGCUAUUAGCACUACCAUAAGAGGUGGGGGAACAAUCACAGAGAGAGCAUCUUGUCCUCAGAUCAUUUGCAUGAAUCCAUUCUCCUUUCUUAGAUGCUUCUCUCUUCUGUAAAAUGAUCAGUUCUAACUGACAAAACGAAAAAAAAAUAUAUGUAUAUGUGUGAAUUUCAGUUUUAUGUGGAACAAGCCACAGGCAGUAAAUUAACAAUAUUGAAAACCUAUGAGUCUAAUCUCAGGAUUGAUAUUUUCCAAGCUGUACAAAUCUGUCAGGUCCAAUGAAGGCCUUGUGUGUGUCAAAAGUAACAAUGUUGAUUUUCAUAACAAAUUUUGUAUUGAUUAUUCCUGUCAUUAUAAUAAUGCAUUGUUUGUGUAAAGGCAUAAUAAUAUGGGUACUAGGCAUUGUAUGUGAUAAUGACUGUAUAAUUAAAAGAAACAACAACUAAUGAAAAUGUGUUUUUGAUGAGACCAUCAAUGACUGCAGCAGCACAUGGAGGAAAAAAAGAAGAAAAAAGAAGCCUAUUGUAAUCCAUGCAUUAUGCUGUGGAUGCUGGAUUUGCUGCUGCAUGUGAGGGGAGCUGACAUAUUUUCACGUGUCUUUCUUUUCUUCUCUCCUCUGCUGGCACUGAAACAUCAACAACAGUAUUGAUAGU